Molecule: messenger RNA, 954 nt
Organism: Guyanagaster necrorhizus
Lineage: Eukaryota; Fungi; Basidiomycota; Agaricomycetes; Agaricales; Physalacriaceae
Product: SEP-domain-containing protein
Exons: 7
Coding region: 1-954 (317 amino acids)
Biological process (GO): nuclear membrane reassembly; Golgi organization; membrane fusion
Cellular component (GO): cytosol; nucleus
Molecular function (GO): ubiquitin binding
Source: RefSeq, a predicted model, not a curated record
AUGCCGUCGCCACAAUCCUUUGGUGGUGGCGGUGGUGGUCGUGAUUCAGAUGAGGACGAUGAAGAUGGCCCAAGCGAAGACAGGGAAAGUUGGUUCGCCGGUGGAGAGAGGAGUGGAAUUUCUAUCCAGAAUCCUGACCGUAGGGGCGUUCCAGGCGGUAAUAUGGUGCGCGAUUUACUGCGUCGAGCUGCCGAAGCUGGCCCGCCACCUGUAGCGAUGGGAUCUGAACCCAGAGCUCAUGUAUUUACUGGUGGUGGACACACGCUAGGAAGUGACGAAGUACCUAGUACUUUCAUUCCUGACCUGAAUGCUGAGGAGAAUGAUGGCACUGAAGAAACCGCAAUUCGCCAUCUCACCUUUUGGAGAGACGGAUUCACUGUCGAAGAUGGUGACCUCAUGCGAUACGAUGAUCCGAAUAAUGAACAAAUCCUUGCGGAAAUCAACUCUGGCCGCGCGCCACCGUCUAUCCUCAAUGUGCUCCCGGGGCAGCCAGUUGAACUCCGCGUUGCUAAGCAUACCGAUGAAGAUUAUGUACCACCUAAACGUACUGGCUUUUUUGGGAGUGGUAACCGCCUCGGGGCUCCUGUUCCUGGAGGAGACUUUGCACAGGCAUCCGGUUCGUCGAUGCCAGGAAGUUUUCCGUCCACCUCUUUCUCCCCUCCUUCUUCAGAGGCUACCCGUGAACGUAUCUCUACCAAGUUUGCAGUCGAUCAAUCAAAACCGACUACGAGUAUCCAGAUACGCUUGGCUGAUGGAACUAGAAUGGUUUGCCGCAUGAACUUGACACAUACGAUCCUUGACAUUCGCAAUUUCAUCAAUGCAUCUCGCCCUGAAAAUCUCACACGGCCGUACUCUAUCGGGACGACGUUUCCGAAUCGUAUCCUUGACGACAACACGCAGACGGUUAAGGAUGCAGGACUUCUGAACAGUGUCAUCGUUCAGAGAUGGGUUUGA